This is a messenger RNA of Acanthisitta chloris (rifleman), 1512 nucleotides long. It is a transcript of the gene ZC3H3, whose product is annotated as zinc finger CCCH-type containing 3. The transcript is spliced from 2 exons. The record is from RefSeq and is a predicted model, not a curated record. Lineage: Eukaryota; Metazoa; Chordata; Aves; Passeriformes; Acanthisittidae. The annotation marks the transcript as partial. Gene Ontology annotation, cellular component: nucleus.
GUCUCAUCAACAGCCACAAGAACAUGCACAGGAGUGUGCCACAGCCACUGCCAUCGGUGCCACCCCUCUGGAACAACCCUGGCUAUAGCAGGAGAGGAGCUUUUUCUGCCAGGUACCCCCAGCAGCAGGCUCCCAGGAAUUUCCACCCACACCAGACUCACUCCUGGAGGAAAAAAUAUUCCCUCGACAACCGUUCUCCGGGAUCGGCGUACGACGUGGGAAGUGCUGCCAGCACAUCCCGAGGCUUUGGGAGCUAUGGGGACAACCACAUGUCUGAGCUGCUGGAAUCGUCCCCGGAGAGACACGUGGACUUAACCAUGGAUGGGAACAUAGUGGUGGGCAUCCAGAUGCCACAGAGAGCUUCCCAGUUUGUGGAUACGAAAGAUCUGCGUUCUCACAGGGAGUUUUCCAGGCUGGAAGCACCAGUUGGUCCUGCAGGUGAUGCUAAAAAUGUCCAGAAAUCUCUGUACACAAUCCAAAGUGAAGAGAGAAGACCUUCCCUGUCAGUUUCCUUUAGUUCAGCAUCCAGGACGGUGUGUCUGCCCAGGAACAACUUUUCCUCCUCUGGAAGUACCAGUGAAAGUGCUGUGACACUGAAAUCAGAGCCACAAGAGCCUCUGGAAUUGCUGGAUCAUGAGCCAACAGGACACUUGGUACAGAUCAAGACAGAACCACCAGCUCCAGGCCAGUCGAGCUGUGAGGAAGUCAGUGAUGCUUCCAGAGAGCUGAAAUUCCUUGGAAGUGGUGACACACUCUCCAUACCUGCUCAUGUUGGGCUGACUCUGGCGAAGAGCAGGUUUCCCAUAGUCCCCAAAGCUGCUGCUGUCCCAAGAGCUGUCUCCACACCCAGCUCCAGCAAAUCCCAGAAAUUCAGGAAAAAUAACUACACCUGGGUGGCAAGUCCUGGGAAAAGCUCUCGGAGUGUGAAGAGGUGGGUGAGCCCAAGAGCUGAAAAUGCUAAGAAGGUUAGUGGGGGAGUGGACAGAGGUGCUAAGGCAUCACCCAAAGGAGAGUUGGGAGCAAAGCCGAAGAAAGCAGGAUUGCAAUCCAAAGUGGGUGUUUCUCCCAGUAAAUACAAGUGGAAAGCUUCCAGCCUGCAGACCUUGCCCUCUACUUCCAAGUCAGCAUUCCAGUGGAGAUCUGAGGAUCAGAAGAAACCUCUAGCCCUCAACAUCCCUCGAGCCAGUCCUGUCCCACCAGCUCCAAGUGCUGCACUGGUUGGUCCUGGUGGGAUGAGAUCCUCCUUUGGAGAGACUCCUCUGUCCACUUACAAAGUGAAGAGUCGGACAAAAAUCAUCAAGAGGAAAGGGAACUUAGGCUCUCCAACAGAUAAGAAGAACAUCUCACCCACAGCAGCUCUGAAGAGCCGAUUCCACCUCCGCAGGAGAAGCUCCUCACGGGGAAAACCUUCGGUGACGCUGAAACGUUCCUCACCCAGAGGUUUAGUGCAGAUCUCCAAGCACAGGCUCUGCAGGCUGCCAGCGACCAGGACACCCCUGGCCACCAAGGAAG